UAAGCCCCAUACUUUACAUAAAACCUUGAAACUCGUACCCAGUCUACAAUUAUCUUCAAUGUUCAUUAUUCAUUAAACGUAUGACAACAGGAUCAUUUGCGUUAAUAAGUCUAAAAACUCCUCACACACAGAACAAACCUCAUUCCGGAAAUAAAACCUCCAUCAAUCCCUAAAAACACUCCAUAUCGCUUUAAACGGAAGCUUACUGACCGCACCAGAAAAACUGUGAAACCAACACCCAACACAUUCACCGCCAGUUCCAACCAUGAACACCAAACUCGUCCUCCUCCUCCAGGUGGUCCUCCUCGUGGACGCCUCGUCUCGUUCCCGCUACAGCCACCGCACCCACGAAGCCGUCAAGCAACCCGACAGCUUCGACUGCAUGUUCAACAUCUGCGAAAGCGACCCUCACUACCCCGAGGAGGCCGUGAAACGCAUCGUCAACCAGCACCGCUCUUUCCACUCCUUCCUCACCGGGAGGGUCAUCGAGCCCAUCCAGGGCGUCUCGAUUUCCACGCGCUCGCACAAAGAGUCCAAGCCGUUCUGUAAGAUGGUGGACGUCCAGGUGACCCCGAAGAUGAUGACGGACGUGGAGAACGUGAAAAGGCGCAUCGUGAAUGUGAAGAACCAUAGCCAGAUUUUGAAGUUCCAGAAGUGCAACUUGGAAGGGGGCGAUCAGUGCUACGAGGAGAGGAUUUUGGAUAUUAAGACCAAGUGCGUGCAGAUGUAUAGCAAUAUUAAGCUGGUGACGGCGGAUGUUACCAACGAGGUGUUGGAGUAUCACAUCUUCAGGAUUCCGACGACCUGUGUUUGUACUUAUAUUAAGAAGUUUACUUAAGUUGAGGAAGGGCUGUUAAUUAAUUAAUUAUGAUUAGAGUGCUUGUUUUCAGAUUUUAACAGUGUAGUCUGGGUUGCAUACUUACGAGAAAAAUGAAUUGGUGUAUUUUGGGUUGCAUACCUAAAUGAACAAUCACUAUUUCCAUUGUUAUCUCUUAUUUGGAUGUAAUAAUAGUAAUAAUAAUAAACAAAAUUGGUCGAA
This is a messenger RNA of Zophobas morio, 1039 nucleotides long. RefSeq lists its product as uncharacterized. Bases 266 to 838 code for a protein of 190 amino acids. Gene Ontology annotation, cellular component: extracellular region. Gene Ontology annotation, biological process: innate immune response; central nervous system formation. The record is from RefSeq and is a predicted model, not a curated record. Lineage: Eukaryota; Metazoa; Arthropoda; Insecta; Coleoptera; Tenebrionidae. The transcript has 4 exons. Gene Ontology annotation, molecular function: growth factor activity; Toll binding.